Molecule: messenger RNA, 622 nt
Organism: Camelina sativa (false flax)
Lineage: Eukaryota; Viridiplantae; Streptophyta; Magnoliopsida; Brassicales; Brassicaceae
Cellular component (GO): mitochondrion
Source: RefSeq, a predicted model, not a curated record
UCUCCCCCAUUUUUUCUUUUAACUCAGGAACGCUCUUCUCUUCUCUUGCCCUAGAGAUUUUGAAUUCGAUUUCGAUUUCAGUUUUUUUUUUUCUUUCUGAAUCGAGAAAUCCUUUUCUCAAGCGUGAAUUCUUGUUUCAACGGGUGGGGAUUAAAUAUAUGAUGGUUCAAGCCUUGGAUUUGCAGAGUUUUAUUCUUCGGGCUCGAGUUCUUAAGCUUUACCGACAAGCAUUGAAGAUAGCUCACAGAGCUCCUGUUCAUGUUAGAGGGGAAUUGAAACAGACGGUUAGGGAAGAGAUGGAAAAGAACAGAGACUGCAACGACAAACAGAAGAUUCGGUAUCUGAUUAGUGAAGGUUUAGAGAGAGUUAAAGGACUUGACGAGAUGUUAGAUAUGCAAGGCCAUUAAGCAUUGAUAUGUUCUUUUUACAUUCUUUUUUGUAAGCUUUUCUGCUUUUAAUUGAAGGGUUGAUGCAAUGCAUGCGUUCUUUAAGUAGAAAUUCUGGUCAUCUUUGUGUUGAAACUCUCUCUUGCAUGCGUUCAUCAUUUCUAUAGAUUGAUACUUUUAGCGAACAAACAUUGUUAUUCUCUUUUAAUCUGUGAAAUACAUUGUUAGAUCUCUAA